Messenger RNA from Plasmodium adleri (nom. inval.), 10833 nucleotides. Its product is annotated as conserved Plasmodium protein, unknown function. The transcript has 4 exons. Gene Ontology annotation, biological process: protein phosphorylation. The record is from RefSeq and is a predicted model, not a curated record. The coding region runs from base 1 to 10833 and encodes 3610 amino acids. Gene Ontology annotation, molecular function: protein kinase activity; ATP binding. Lineage: Eukaryota; Apicomplexa; Aconoidasida; Haemosporida; Plasmodiidae.
AUGAAAAUAUUUUUAUUUUUUAAGAACAUUUUUCUUCUAAACACUAUCAUUUUCAUAUUAAACGAGUAUAUAAAAAGGAAAGACUAUGGUUUCCGUUUUUUUAUAUAUUCUUUAAAAAUAAAAAGUUCAAAAGAAGAAUUUCCAAAAAAUGUUCAUCAAAAGGCAACGAAUACAAAAGAGGAAAAGAGUGCGUAUAAAAAUGAGAUGAGAGAAAUUCCUAAUGGGAAUAAUAAUAAAGGGAAGAAUACAAAAAAGACAGAAGUUCACAAUAAGAAAAUAUUAGUAAAAGGAUUAGAAGAUACUAAUAGUCAUAUAAGUUCUGUUAGUAGUAGUAAUACUAUAAGUAGUGUUAAUAGUAAGUUAAGUGAUAAUAGUAAUGUUAGUAAUAUUCUUCCAACUAUUAAAAUAGAAAAUUUAAAAUAUAUGUAUAAGCAAAGAAAUAGUGUUUUAAAAAAUGUUUCUACAGAUAAUAAAAAAGGAAAUAAUAAUAAUAAAAAAACUAAAAAAAGUAUACCUAUUAUUUAUAUACCUUUUAAUGAAAUUAAAAAUUUUCCUUAUAUAAGAGGUAGGUUAAAGUUAGUUUAUGUUAAAUCAUUUUAUGAUGAAUAUCAAAAAGAAUUAUAUGAAGCAAAAUUUCAAUUUUUUAAAAAUAAUAAAAUUUAUAUAUCAACAUUUGCAUUAGUUAAAAAUGCGCUUAGUGAAAAUAUAGAUCAAACAGAAAAAUGGGUAACUGCUGAUAUGAAAAUUUUGAAAAAAAAUUCUUAUAAUAUCUCAAUAACAUGUAAUAAUUCUCAUGAAAAACAAAUAGAAGAUAUAUCUUUUACAAAGCAAGAGAGAGAUGAAUUUGAAUUGAUAAGGAAAAGCUUAAAAAAAAAAGUUAAUAUAACUUAUGAUAAUUUUCUUUAUAAUAUAGACACUUUUUAUAAUGCUAAGAGGAAAUAUUUAGAAUAUAUUAAUUUCUUUUUUACGAAUUCUCAUAUUAAAAAUAAUACGGAUAAUAAAAAUAAUAAGGAUAUUAAAAAUAAUAAGGAUAUUAAAAAUAAUAAGGAUAUUAAAAAUAACAAGGAUAUUAAAAAUAAUAAGGAUAUUAAAAAGAAUACGGAUAUUACAAAUAAUACGGAUAUUAAAAAUAGUAAGGAUAUUAAAAAUAAUACGGAUAUUACAAAUAAUACGGAUAUUACAAAUAUUAAGGAUAUUAAAAAUAAUACGGAUAUUACAAAUAAUAUGGAUAUUAAAAAUAAUACGGAUAUUACAAAUAAUAUGGAUAUUAAAAAUAAUAAGGAUAUUACAAAUAAUACGGAUAUUACAAAUAAUACGGAUAUUACAAAUAGUAAGGAUAUUAAAAAGAAUACGGAUAUUACAAAUAAUACGGAUAUUAAAAAUAAUACGGAUAUUACAAAUAAUAUGGAUAUUAAAAAAAACAGUUCAUUAAAUAUUACUAUACAAAAAGAUAAUAUACUACUAAAAAGUUUGUCAUCGUUUAACAAAACGAAAUAUAUAUCAUUUAGAAGGAUGCAAACAAAUAAUAGAAUUGUGUGUAUGGCACUAAUUGACUCCAAAAGAUUGGAAAAUCGUUUUGUCCUGUACAACCUGUUAAGGGAUCAUAUAAUCGAGAAUGAAGAAUUUAAAGACGUUAUCAUAUUUGAAACGGAUGAUCAUAAUAUUUAUAAUUAUGAUUCGAAAUUAUCUAAGGAUAUUCGAAUUUUAAGUAAUAAAUUUGAGUUUGAAAUUUUAAUGGAUGAACAUUCUUAUAUAAAUAAACCUUAUGACUAUUUCUAUUUAAAUAAAUAUUCUUCUGUACAUUUUGAAUUACAAAAUAAGGGUAUUGUAAAUUAUAAUAAUAUAUUUUCUUGGUUAUGUGUACAUUUUAUUAAUAGUACUCGAUACAAAUAUUACUAUCCUCAUUUUUAUCUUUCUAAACGUUCUGGUAAUAGUGAUAUGGGGAUACGUAAUAUAAGUUUUUACGAGAAAGAAGAUACUUAUAGUUUUAUAGAGAAAAAUAAAAAGAAUAUAAAUAAGAAUGAUCAAGGUACAACAUAUGAUACACUUGAAAAAAAUGAUACAUAUAGGACAGAUAAAAAAAGUAAAGUAAAAGAUAUUAAUAGAAUAUAUAACACCAAAUAUGAAUUGUCAAAAAAAAAUAAUUCUGAAAAUAUAAAUCACAAGAACAAUGAGAUAAGUAAUAUAUAUUCCAAUAAAAAAGAGGAAAAACAUAUGUUUAGUAAUUAUAAUAUAAGUUAUAAUAAUAUGAAAUGUAUAAAUAAACACAAUCAAUUUUCAUUUCUAGAAUUAAAAGAAAAGUUGAAAAGUGAUAAUAAAGAAAGGGAAGAUGAAAAAAAGAAAGAUGAAUCAUCUGAAAAAAAUGAAACCCAUCUAGUGAACAAUGAUGAUAAUAAUAUUGGUGAUGAUAAUUUUAAUUCUGAAGUAGACAAUGAUGAUAAUAUAUCAUAUGAUAGUAAUAUUUUUUAUGAUAUGAUUAGUGAAAUAUCUGACAAAAUUGAAAAUUCGGAUUCAUACUUAAAUGAAGAAGAUAUUGAUUGGGAUGAUGAUGUUUUUUUUGAUACUAUGGAAUAUGUAGAUGAUACUAGUACUACUACUAGUAUCAAUACUGAUAAAAAUGGAGACAAUAAAAAAGAUGAUUCUAACGAAGACAUUAUAAGUAUACAAAAUGUAAAUGAUUCAACUGAAUUAAGUGAACCUAAGAAAAUUGAUGAUACCAAAAAAAGUGAAAGUUCCACUUUAAAUAACAUUAAGGGAUAUAUAUCAAAAUUUAAAUAUUUCUUUCAAAAUAAAUCAGAAAAUAAUAUGACCACUAAGGAUAAAAGUAGUGAUGAUAAAAGUAGUGAUGAUAAAAGUAGUGAUGAUAAAACCAGUGAUGAUAAAACCAGUGAUGAUAAAACUAGUGAUGCUAAAAGUAGUGAUGAUAAAAGUAGUGAUGAUAAAAGUAGUGAUGAUAAAAGUAGUGAUGAUAAAAGUAGUGAUAAUAAAAGUAGUGAUGAUGUUAAAUUAAAUGAAGAACAAACUUUGGGGGAUCAAAAUCAUUUAUCUGAUAAUAAUAAAGAUAACGAGGAAAAUAUAUCCAGUCAAGAUGAAUUAGUAAAAGACAAAUUAGAUACAAGUAACAUGAGUGAUAGUGAAGAAAAAUUGAAAGAUGAUAUUAAAAAUAAUGAAGAUGAAAAUUUAUCAACAGAAAAUAUACCAUCUAAUGAAAAUAAAAUUGAUGAUAAAACAAAAGAUGGUAGUACAACCUUAAAAACUUCUAUGGGAUACUUUACAAAAUUAAAAAGUUACGUAGAAAAGGAAGCAGAAAAUUAUAUGAACACUAAUGAUAAAAGUAGUGAUGAUAAAAGUAGUGAUAAUAAAAGUAGUGAUGAUGUUAAAUUAAAUGAAGAACAAACUUUGGGGGAUCAAAAUGAUUUAUCUGAUAAUAAUAAAGAUAACGACGAAAAUAUAUCCAGUCAAGAUGAAUUAGUAAAAGAAAAAUUAGAUACGAGUAACAUGAGUGAUAGUGAAGGAAAAUUAGAUGUUAGUCAUGUGAAAAAUAGUGAAGAUGAAAAUUUAUCAGCAGAAAACGUACCAUCUGAUGAAAAUAAAAUUCAUGAUAAAACAAAAGAUGGUAGUACAACUUUAAAAACUGCUAUGGGAUAUUUUACAAAAAUUAAAGAUUUCUUUCAACAUAAAUCAGAAAAUAAUAUGACCACGAAGGAUAAAAUUAGUGAUGAUAAAAGUAGUGAUGAUAAAAUUAGUGAUGAUAAAAACAGUGAUGACAAAAGUAGUGAUGAUAUUAAGUUAAAUAAAGAGCAAACUCCGGUGGAUCAAAAUAACCUAUCUGAUAAUAAUAAAGAUAAGGAGGAAAAUAUAUCCAGUCACAAUGAAUUAGUAAAAGAAAAAUUAGAUACAAGUAACAUGAGUGAUAGUGAAGGAAAAUUAAAUGUGAGUAACAUGAGUGAUAGUGAAGGAACAUUAGAUACUAGUAACAUGAGUGAUAGUGAAGCAAAAUUAGAUGCGAGUAACAUGAGUGAUAGUGAAGGAACAUUAGAUACUAGUAACAUAAGUGAUAGUGAAGCAAAAUUAUAUGUGAAUAACAUGAGUGAUAAUGAAGAAAAAUUAGAUGCAAGUAACAUGAGUGAUAGUGAAGGAAAAUUAUAUGUGAGUAACAUGAGUGAUAGUGAAGAGGGAUAUUCAUCAAUAGAAAAUGUAUCGUCUGAUGAAAAUAAUAUCGAUGAUACAACAAGAAAGUGUAGUACAACUUUUAAAACUGCUAUGGGAUAUUUAACACAAUUAAAAAAUUACCUACAUGAUGAAGCAAAUUAUUUUAUGUCCCUUUAUGAUAUGAAUUUAAGUGAAGAACAAUCAUCGGGAAAUAAAAAUGACUUAUCUGAUAAUAAUAAAGAUAAGGAUGAAAAUAUAUCCAGUCAAGAUGAAUUAGUAAAAGAAAAAUUAGAUACAAGUAACAUGAGUGAUAGUGAAGAAAAAUUAGAUGUUAGUCAUGUGAAAAAUAGUGAAAAUGGGAAUUUAUCAGCAGUAAAUGUAUCGUCUGAUAAAAAUAAUAUCCAUGAUAACACAAGAAAGUGUAGUACAACUUUAAAAACUGCUGCGGAACAUUUAACACAAUUAAAAAAUUACCUAAAUGAUGAAUCAAAUUAUUUUAUGUCCCUUUAUGAUAUGAAUUUAAAUGAAGAACAAUCUUCAGUGAAACAAAAUCGAUUAUCUGAUAAUAAUAAAUAUAAAAAAGGAUUUAUAUCUAGUCAUGAUGAAUUAAUAAAAGGAAAAUUAGAUACGAGUAACAUGAGUGAUAGUGAAGAGGAAAAUUUAUCAAUAGAAAAUGUAUCAUUUGAAAAAAAAAAAUUUGAUGAUAAAUUAAAAGGUGAUUAUUUUUUAUAUGACAAAUUACCCGAUAAUAUUAAUGUCUAUUCUCUGAAAAAAUCAAAUUCUACUGAUAAUUUAGAAAUGUAUAAAAAUUCCUCAUCUGAUGAAUAUAUAUUAGAUGAUGAACAAUCAGAAAAGGAUUCUAUAUCUACCUAUUUUGAAGAUAAUUCAUCUGAUAAUGAUAUUGGUUCAUUUUAUCAAAGAAGACCAGAGGGAUAUUUUACAAACUAUCAAAUGUCUGAUAGUGAUGAUGAAUCAUUACCUACACCCCAAGUUAAUGAUCUAUUAGCUUUAAAAGAAAAACAGAAACAUGAAGAAAUAUCACCUUCAGAUGAAAGUUCCACACUUAGUAACAUAUCAGACGUACAUUCAGAACACCUAAUUAGUCAAAAAGAUAAAAUUUCCCAAGAUUCAACGGUUCAAAGUAGUAUUAAUUUGAAUGAUAAGGAAACACAAUCUGUUGUUGAUGACAUAAAGACAUAUGAUAUCCCCCAGAAUAGUAAUAAAUCAAAUUUUGAUAUAGAUGAAGAUUUAAAUAGAUAUACAUCAUUAAGUUUCCUACCGAGAAAAAUGGUUGUAGGUUAUAUGGAGCAAGAAUGGGAAGAUACGUAUAUAUUAAAUUGGUUAUUAGGUGAUGAUAUUUUCUGUGUAAUUAAAUUAGAGUUUUUUGAUGAAUCAAUUAAUAAGAAAAUAAAAAUGGAAUAUAUUAAAGUUUUAAAUAGUUUCACUUUAAUUGAUAAGAAAGAAUUACCUAUAGUACAGAAAGGUAAAAAAGAAUUAACUGUUAAGGCAAACAUUUAUCCAUAUUAUUCAAAUAUAAGAUUUUUUUAUCAUAACGACAAUAGUGAUAAUCAUCAUGUUGAUCCUUAUAACAAUCGAAUAUUUGAAAAUGAAUUAAAAUCAUAUUUAUUAUUAGUACACCAUUUAAUAAAUGCUAGAAAUAGUCCUUGUAGAAACUAUAAGAAUGCAAAAUAUUUUUAUAAUGAAGAUACUUUUAAUAUAUCUCAUAUUAAUUUUAUUAGUAAUAAAUUGUUGUCUAUUACAUACGAAUGUGCUUUAAAAGUUUUGAAUUGGGAAAUUCCAUAUGGAAUUGUAAAAAGGAAUGAAAAUUAUAUAAGUAAAUUUGUUUUUAAUAAUAUACAAUAUAAGUUAAAUAAAGAUAUAUAUCCUUAUGCAAUACAAAUUAAAAAACUAGAUAUAAAUAAUUCAAUAGAUUUUGCUAUGAAUAAUCGUGAAUUAAUACAAAAUUCUGUUGAUUUAAAAUAUGAUAUAUUUUUAAAAUUAAGCUCUAAAUUAUUUACUUUACAUACAUUAGGUCUUGUACACUCAAAUAUUAAAGCAGACAAUUUUUUAAUUGAUUAUUUAAAUAAUGAAUUAAAUAUAUAUUUAAAAGAUUUUAAUAGUAUAGUUGAAGAAGGAAAAUUAAAUAAUUUUAAAGGAAGUUUGGUUUAUAUUGCUCCUGAAAAAUUAAAAUCUUAUUUUUAUCAUAUCAUAAAUAAAUUGAAAAGUGAUGUUUUUUCAUUAGGUCUAAGUUUAUCAACAGUUUUAAUUAAAAAUGGUUUCUUUUUAAAAAGUGUUGCAAAAAGAAAAAUAUCAUUAUCAUUAGAUAAAUAUGCAUUAAAUAUAAUAAAAAGAAAUCCAAUGGUUUAUCUAUGGAUUAAAUCAUCAAAUCCAUUUAAAAAAAAGAGAUUUGAUAAAUCUAAACAUAGAUCAUAUAAAAAGGUAUCUGUACAUAUUAUGGAGAAAUUAUUAUCUAAUAAAUAUAUAUAUAGAUGGAUUCAUAAUAGAUACCCUUCUUUUAAUUAUGCUCAAGCUGAAAUGCAUAUGAAACUUUUAGAAAGCCAAAUUCCUCAAACGUUCAUUAUAAAUGUAGAUAAUAUUACAGUUAAUAAAAGAGAGCUUAAUAAAAAGGUAUACAAUCCAAAUAUUCAAAAUAAAAUUACGUAUGAUAAACAUAUCGAGAAUACUAAUGUAAAUCACAAUAUUAACAUGAAUAAGAAGCGUGAAAGGGUGACCUUCAGGGAUACUUGUACUAUAAAUUAUGAUGAUAAAACAAAAAAUCAAAAAAUUUUUAAUGUUCCAUCAAACAAAAAAGACAUACAUUCAAUAGAUAAAGGAAGAAGGGAUUAUAACACUUCAUUAAAUAUGAAUAUUGCCGUAUCCUUUUCUCAAUUAUACAUAAAUUCGGAUCAUAAUGUAGAAAACAAUUCACGUGAUAAAAAAAAGAAUUUAAGUGAUAAAAAAAAAAAUGCAAGUAAUAAAAAAAAGAAUGCAAGGGUUAAAAAAAGGAAUUCAAUUAAUAAAAAAAAGAAUGCAAGUGAUAAAAAAAAGAAUUCAAUUGAUAAAAAAAAGAAUGCAAGUGAUAAAAAAAGGAAUUCAAUUGAUAAAAAAAAGGAUUCAAGUGAUAUAAAAAAGGAUGACGAUAAUACAAAAAAUGAUGACGAUAAUACAAAAAAUGAUGACAAUAAUACAAAAAAGGAUGACAAUAAUAUAAAAAAGGAUGACAAUAAUAUAAAAAAGGAUGACAAUAAUAUAAAAAAUGAUGACAAUAAUAUAAAAAAUGAUGACCACAAUAUAAAAAAUGAUGACAAUAAUACAAAAAAUGAUGACGAUAAUACAAAAAAUGAUGACAAUAAUAUAAAAAAUGAUGACAAUAAUACAAAAAAGGAUGACAAUAAUAUAAAAAAGGAUGACAAUAAUAUAAAAAAUGAUGACAAUAAUAUAAAAAAGGAUGACCACAAUAUAAAAAAUGAUGACAAUAAUAUAAAAAAGGAUGAAAAUAAUAUAAAAAAUAGUGAUAAUAACAUAAAAAAUGGUGACAAUAACAUAAAAAAUGGUGACAAUAAAACAAAAAAUGAUGACAAUAAAACAAAAAAUGAUGACAAUAAUAUAAAAAAGGAUGAAAAUAACAUAAAAAAUGGUGACAAUAAUAAUAUAGAAAAAACAGAACCAAUAAUAAUAAAAGGAAUAUUAAAAAAAACUUCCACCCAUAGUAAAAGUGAAAAUAAUUCAAAGGAUGUAGCAAAGCAAAUCAAUAUAAAAAAAUUAAACCAGUCUUGUCAAAAUGUAAAAGAUUCAAUUAUUGGAACAAUAAUGAAAAUAUUUUCAAUUGAAUAUGAAAAAUAUAGACCUGAUAUAUUUGAUAUAUAUUCACUUAUUAAAAAAGAUGUAACAUAUAUUAAAGAUAAAGAUGAUAAUGUGAAAAAUCUUUUAAAUAUAUUACAAAAAAUUACGGAACCUGAUAUGAUAUCAAUAUUAAAUCAAAAAACAAAUGGAAGUAAUUAUAAUAUUUAUAAAAUGGUUAUACUAAAAGCUUUAUUAUUUUAUGGUUAUUUUACUCUCUAUGAAAGAUUAUCAUAUGAAUUUAAAAUAUAUGAACAUCAGAUGUUUCCAUUAAAAGAAAAUAGUGAAGAUACGUUUGAAACAGUUAUAAAGAAAUGUAUGAAUAGAUUUAAUUUUAAUGAAUGGAGUAAUUUAUUAAUAAUUCAACAUAUUUAUAAUAAUUAUUCGAGCAGAAAAAAAUAUACUGAUUUGUAUAUAAAUUUUCAUAUUAUAGAUAUUAAACUUAAUGAUAAAGCAGAAGAUGAAAUGGAGAAAAUGUAUAAUAAACAUAUGAUAGAAGUUUUUAAAGAGAUUGAUUAUAAUAAUAAUUUAAAUAAAUUUAAUAAAUUUAAUAAUUUUUUAUUAUAUAUGAAAAAGGAAUCAGAAGAUAUAUCCAAUAAAUUAAAAGAAAAAAAAAAUAUGGAAACAGGAUUGAAUAAAUUUCAAAUUAAUUAUGAUGAUAUUUAUGGUAUUAAUAAUGAAAAUAAUAUAUCAUUAAUUCGUAAAACAAUUUUAAAAUUAGACAAUUCUGCAAUUAGAGAUAUGAAUGUAAAUUUGGCUAUCCUAUUAAAUGAUAUGUUUUGGAAACAUAAAAAUUUAUGUAAAGGAGUUAAUUAUAAUCAUACGAAAGUAAAAUAUGCAGAUAAUACUAUAAAAGAAUUUAAUAUAAAGAAUCCUAUAAUAGAUUUACAUAAACCUAUAGGAAGUAUAUUAAAAGAUUUAAAAAAAGAAGAAGAUAUAAUGAUUUCAAAAGAUUAUAAAGAUAUGAAUAAUACUUUAGAUUAUACAAUACCUAAUAAUGUACAUUUAGAUGUUAUUCUUAAGAAUAGUCUACAUUUUGUAUAUUAUAGUACUUUAAUAAAAUGUGCAGAAAAAAUGGACAAGAAAGGCACUAUAUAUCAUCGAGAUAUUACAUAUAAUAGAAAAAAAGAAACUAUUAAAAUAAAAAUAGGUCUAACUUCCAAUAGUUAUUUUUAUUUAAAAUUUUAUAUAUCAUAUUUAAGAUAUAAUGAAAUUACCUUAAAAGAUAUAAUAUAUUUUAUAUAUAGGAAUUAUAAAUCUGAACUUAAUAAAAGUGUUCAUUCAAAUAUUGAAAAUAUAAGUCUUUCAUUUUUUGAUUGUUUAUUAAUUAAUGAAUAUAAUACAUUCUUUUAUAAUAAUUCAACAGAGAAGCUUAUUAAAGAAACAUCUUUUAAUAAAAUUAUAUCUCUAUUAUAUAAUAUAAAUUUAAAUGAUCCAGAUUAUGUUAUUAAAUCUACAAUUAAUUAUUAUAAUCAUAGAGUAUUAGGUGCCCCUUUAAUAAGUCUAGUAACUAUAUCUGAUACUAUUCAUGAAAAGUGGAAUGGAAGAACAAAGCAGAAAGAUUAUAUAUUACAACCAUCUAUUAAUAAUUAUGCCGAUGAAUUUAAUGAACAACCUAUUGAUAUAAGUAAAUUAAAAUUUAAAGAUCGUUCAUUAAAUAUAAAAAAAAAUAUUAAUAUGGUUAUAAUGAGAAGUAAAUAUCAAGGAUAUCAAUAUAGACUAGUUAAAUGCUUAGAAUUUUUACAUAAAAAAGUUAUUAUGUAUCAUUCGGAUCAACAUACAACAAACGUGUUUGAUCAAAUAAUAAUACCAUCCGUUUUUGUACAUUUAAAUAAUGAUGACACUUUACAAUUUGAUGAAAAAGAAUCUUCAGGAAUUAGAAAAAUAAAAUUUAAUAUUAUAACAGAUAUAAUGAAUUUACAAACAUAUGAAAAUCAAAUUUCUACAUUAACUGACCUUAUGUAUCUAAUAAUAAGAUGGUUAGAAACACAAAUACCAUUUGACGAUAGAAAUUAUUGUACCUUUUUAACUGACCGAGGACAAAUAUUCCAAUAUGAGCUGGUGUUAAAAAUAGGAACAAGAAAAAAUAAAAUAAAUAUUUUAUAUAAAAAUAAUGAAGGAGUAAUCAAAUUUAUAUUUCAAAAUAUUUUAAAAAAUCAUCAAGUAAAUCUAUAUACAUCAGAAUUUUUAAUGUCAGCAAUUAAACAAAACAAUUUGAUAUUAUAUUUUGUGUUAAAGGAUGAAUUAAAGUAUAUAUUUCCCGAUAUACGUGAAGGGGUAUAUUUUAAUUUAAAGGAAUCCAAUAAUAAAAUUAUUAACUGCUUAAAAUGGUUAGACGGUAAAAAUGUUAAACUACUAGAGAAUAACAUUUAUGACGAUUCAUAUGUUCCUAUAAAAGUAAAAUUCCUGGACGUUACUUUUAUAUACAGAAUAACAAAAGAUAGUUUUAAAAAUAUGAUAUAUAAAUUUAGUAAUUAUGAAGUUUUAAAACAUUAUGGUAAACAAUUAUAUACUCCUUUUAUAUCCCCCAUAAAUGAUAUUGAAAAUAAAUUUAGAUAUUUAUUUUUAAGAGAUUUAAGUUAUUAUAUAAAUAUUCCAAGAAAUGUAAAAAAAGAUAAACAUGAUUUUAUGGUCUCUAUGGAUUCAAAUGUGUAUAAUACAUUAAACCAAAAACAUAAUAUUUAUAUGAAUAAUUAUUCUUCAAUUAUUGAAAAUAUGAUAACCUAUAUGAACGUGACAUAUACUGAACCCGUGUUUAUUUUCCAUGUUGUAAAACGUGCUAUUUUGGGCUCAAAAAUACUGUCAAUACUUAGGAGGAUGAAAUAUAUCAUAACUAGUUAA